AAAAUCUAAAAACAAAAAAAACUCCCCCAUCGGCUCCUACAAAAAUCCACCUCCUCGCCGCCGCCGCCCUUCCAUUGCUAGGAUUUACAGCUGCAGAGCAGGUUGCCUCCUCCCCUCGCCGCCAUGCCGAAGCAAAUCCAUGAGAUCAAGGACUUCCUUCUCACAGCGAGGAGGAAGGAUGCCCGCUCCGUGAGGAUCAAGAGGAGCAAGGAUGCCGUCAAGUUCAAGGUGCGCUGCUCCAGGUACCUCUACACGCUGUGUGUACAUGACACUGACAAGGCCAACAAGCUGAAGCAGUCUCUCCCCCCAGGCUUGACCGUUCAGGAGGUUUAAGCAUUCGAGACAACAAAGAAAAUGGUUCUGUAGACAACUUCUGGGUUUUUCUUGUUUAAUUUGGACCCUCGUGGUUGGAAGGAAUUGACUGAUACGCCUCCGUUUGAUAUUACAAAUGUAUUAGUGAUGGUCCAUGACUUUGCUUCUCAUGAAAAAUUUGAGAUAGUGUAAGGUUGUUUUGUUUUUUCUCAGUGCAAUCUUUGGCAGUUGCUACCUUCCAUCUGUUGAUGUGUGGAUAGUUCAUAGUAGUAUGCUAUUGUAACUUACUACUAGUAAUACAGUACGUACGUAGUAUGUUGUUAUGUUUGACUAUUUGAUGUACUUUUUUUUAUAAAGUUAUUAAAUAUGUGCAUCAAUAUUAUUAAA
Messenger RNA from Oryza sativa Japonica Group (Japanese rice), 699 nucleotides. RefSeq names its product large ribosomal subunit protein eL38z/eL38y-like. The record is from RefSeq and is a predicted model, not a curated record. Gene Ontology annotation, molecular function: structural constituent of ribosome. Gene Ontology annotation, biological process: protein-RNA complex assembly; translation. NCBI's taxonomy places the organism in Eukaryota, Viridiplantae, Streptophyta, Magnoliopsida, Poales, Poaceae. Gene Ontology annotation, cellular component: cytosolic large ribosomal subunit; ribosome.